AAGAGAUUUAAAUAAUACUUGUCAAAAAUCGAAAUAAAUAAAAAUAUGCAAUUAUCAUGGAAAAAAAUACUAAGUGCUAGUAUGUAAUUCUCAUGCUCAUUUUAACAAUUUGUAGGAAUAUAAUUUAGAUAUUCUUCGAUAUUAAUUUAUUCUACUAAAGAAAAUUUUGAAGACAGGAAAAUAAAGAAAAUGUCUGUAUAUUUUGUAAACACCGGUGAAACCGAAACUGAAGUUCGAGAUGAAACACAAGCGGCCGAAUUAAGUCCAACACAAACUGAGGCACAAACUGCCUUAGCGUCAUUUUGGCCGAAGGUAAUGGAAGAUAUAAAAAAAAUCACACAAAUGGAUUUAAAACAACAAACAUUACCUUUGGCUAGAAUUAAAAAAAUCAUGAAAUUAGAUGAAGAAGUUAAGAUGAUCUCUGCUGAGGCGCCAAUGUUAUUUGCAAAGGCUGCUGAAAUAUUUAUACAUGAAUUAACAUUAAGAGCUUGGGUCCAUACCGAAGACAACAAGCGACGUACAUUACAGCGUAAUGAUAUUGCCAUGGCAAUUACCAAAUAUGAUCAAUUUGAUUUCUUAAUUGAUAUUGUACCACGCGAUGAAUUGAAGGCUUCAAAACCUAGAGAAGAUGGACAAGUUAGAUCGGUUAAUGCAGAUCAGAUCCACUAUUAUUUCCAACUAGCCCAGCAACAUCAACAAGCUUUACAACAAACAACACCCAUUGCGCAGGCGACCACACAGCAAGCAAUACAAAUUGUUCAACCUCAACAAAUUCAAACGUUAACAGUAAAUCCAUUAGAUCAGGUAUUUGCAAACAAUCAACAAACCAGUACAAAUGCAACUACACAGCAAGUGGCGCUACUACAACAAGCGGCAAGUACCGCAACUGUUGGACAAACGAAUGUAACAAAUACCCAACAGCAAACAACACCAAAUAUACAAAUUGUGCAACAAAUUGUAACACCAAAUGGUGAUGUACAACAGAUACCUGUGCAAUUAACACCACAGCAGUUACAAAUGAUACGAAUGCAAGUACAAAGUGGUGGAAAUGCUCAACCAAUUAUCAUACAAGCGGCACCACAAAUGCAAGCAACUACUGCAAAUCAACCUCAGUUAAUUCAAGUAUCACAGCAAGCAAAUACAGCACAACCUGUGUAUAUUACACAAGCAACAAACAACCAAGGUGAUGAACAAGAAUGAUAAUGAACUAGUGAAAGUUUCUAUUUGUUUGCAAAUUAAUUCUUAGAAGAAUGUAUUUAUUACACAGUGAAGUAAUCGGUUCUCAACUAAAAUCGAUGACAUAAAUUUUAUAAGCAAUUUGUGUAAUUAACAAAAAAUUUAUAUGAAA
Chrysoperla carnea is the source of this 1348-nucleotide messenger RNA. It is a transcript of the gene Nf-YC, whose product is annotated as nuclear transcription factor Y subunit gamma. Lineage: Eukaryota; Metazoa; Arthropoda; Insecta; Neuroptera; Chrysopidae. The coding region runs from base 190 to 1200 and encodes 336 amino acids. Gene Ontology annotation, molecular function: protein heterodimerization activity; DNA-binding transcription activator activity, RNA polymerase II-specific; DNA binding. Gene Ontology annotation, biological process: regulation of DNA-templated transcription. The transcript is spliced from 6 exons. The record is from RefSeq and is a predicted model, not a curated record. Gene Ontology annotation, cellular component: nucleus; CCAAT-binding factor complex.